AUGACCUCAAGCCUCACAGGAUCGGCUCCCCGAGCCACCACCACCUCACAUAAUGAGUGGAGGCAUUGUGCCCACAUCAGGAGUAUGAACGUCAUGGGAAUGCAUGGAGAAAAUGUCUGCAGCAUUAUACAGGAGCUGAUGCUGGCACACAUUUGCCAUGUGUCACCUCCGCUCCCCCCUCCACCACCUCCCGAGCCCCUGUACCCCGGUAAUUACGUUCAGCUUUCCCCACCAGCCUACGGGCACCAGCGACCGGACGCCCAGCGGGACUUGGUCCCCAAGACCUACCUGGAGAAAGUGGUUGCGAUAUACGACUACGAAGCUGACAAGGACGACGAGCUUUCCUUUUCCGAGAACUCUGUAAUCUACGUAAUCAAGAAGAAUGACGACGGCUGGUACGAAGGCGUCAUGAAUGGUGUGACGGGCCUAUUUCCAGGAAACUACGUGGAACCUUUCAAUGGUCAUUAG
Messenger RNA from Rhipicephalus microplus (southern cattle tick), 468 nucleotides. RefSeq names its product tyrosine kinase Abl (gene Abi). Gene Ontology annotation, biological process: neuron migration. Gene Ontology annotation, cellular component: SCAR complex; lamellipodium; actin-based cell projection. NCBI's taxonomy places the organism in Eukaryota, Metazoa, Arthropoda, Arachnida, Ixodida, Ixodidae. Gene Ontology annotation, molecular function: signaling adaptor activity; SH3 domain binding. The record is from RefSeq and is a predicted model, not a curated record.